AUCAUACUUAUCAUCCACAUGAACCUGAAAUAGAAUGUCUUAUUAAAGCAAAUUGAUUAACACUCAUUGAUUUUUGAAAAUGACUCACCUAAAAGCUCGGUUGGGCGUGAAUAACCUAGCAUAUUUGUGUUGUUCCGAUUCCGGUGUAGUUUGCAAUUUCAUCGCUUGUAACGCUAGUCAUCGAUAAAAGAUGUCAUUUCUAUCCAAACCCCGCGGCAACUGGAAAAAGGAAAAUCACCAACCAAUAAGAGCUCACGGAUUGGACGCCAUUUUUUUGUGGGAAAAGGAAGGUAGUUAUCUAGACUUGUAGUCCAGUCUUCGCGAUCAACGCAGUAAGAAUUGUAGUUAUUUUUUACUCGCCUUAAAAUGGAUAACAUUAUUGAAAAAAGUAGAAGAAAUAUUUACACCAAAACUCGGUGUCCAAUUGACAUGGAUUUAGAUUCUUUCUUGGCGAAAGCUUUAAAAAACUCGCGCCAGAUCAGGAGGGAAUGAUGAACAGUUUUAUGGAAAAAGUGUCCGUUACCCCAUCAUACCCACUACCUAAAAGGGAAAGUGGUUACAAAAUAUUUAAGAAUGGGGUUAUUUCAAAAAUUUGUGUCAACAAAGAGCCACACGGCGUGUUUUGUCAAAACGAUGGCCAUUUUGGAACUUAUGAAAAAGUUUCGCUUAUAACUGAAGAAUGUGACCCAUGUGAUGAAUAUGGUCCACAAAUGAAAACAAUCUGCGACACAUGGUCUAUGGCACCUAUGCGGCCAAUGCUAGCAACUUGCCCCGUGCUAUUCCUUGUCUUGGUAUCACGAUCUUCCAGUGGCGCACAUAUUAAACAGGAAAUUUUUGAUAAUUUACGUCAGAAUGUAAACGAUAACAAAAAGGCAAUUCUCAGUUAUCUUAAGACAAAAUUUGAUCUUGAUUUCGAAGUACACAUUUUGGAGGAAUGUGGAAUCAAUGGAUCAAUUUUGUCUUUGGUUACUGAUUGUACUAAUCACGUCCGCGGAUCCGAUUUGGGCCAACAUAUGACCGGUUCCCACAUCACUGACAUUUUCUCAUAUUAUUACAGAGAGAAUUGCGCGGUUGGAAUAGUCACUAACGGACCUGGUUAAUUUACUGGGAAACUUUCUAACCAUGCGCAUUUUUUGCUUAAACUUAAGAAAGGUGGAAUACCAACAGAAAAGGUUAUUUACAUUUCUCAGGGAGUGGAAAUAACCAUCGGCACCGAUGGAAUGGGCGUCAUUGAUGAUUUUGUUGAAUUGACACC
This is a messenger RNA of Daphnia pulicaria, 1255 nucleotides long. RefSeq lists its product as uncharacterized. The record is from RefSeq and is a predicted model, not a curated record. The transcript is spliced from 4 exons. Bases 489 to 1100 code for a protein of 203 amino acids. NCBI's taxonomy places the organism in Eukaryota, Metazoa, Arthropoda, Branchiopoda, Diplostraca, Daphniidae.